UCAAGAUGGCAGCCAAGCGGAGACGCUGAGAGGAAAGCGGCCCGAAAAAGCGCGCGUGUGUGUGUGCGUGUCACGACCGGGAGCGUGCGUCGUUCGACGGGCGCCGUUCGGCCCCUGCAACCCCCGGCCCGACCGCCAUGCGACACUGGGACUGCCAUACGGACGGGCACAGCGGCGUCAACCAGCUCGGAGGCGUGUAUGUCAACGGGCGGCCACUGCCGGACUCGACGCGACAGAAGAUCGUCGAGCUGGCGCACUCCGGGGCCCGGCCGUGUGACAUCUCGCGCAUCCUCCAAGUCUCCAACGGAUGCGUCUCCAAGAUACUCGGAAGGUACUACGAGACGGGCUCUAUCCGGCCGCGAGCGAUCGGUGGCAGCAAGCCGCGCGUGGCGACCCCGGACGUCGUGGGCAAGAUUGCAGCGUUCAAGCGCGAGUGCCCCUCCAUCUUCGCCUGGGAGAUUCGAGACCGGCUACUCUCCGAAGGCAUGUGCUCCGGCGACAACGUGCCCAGUGUAUCCUCCAUCAACCGGGUGCUUCGCAACCUGGCGGCGCAAAAGGAGCAGCAGCAGGCGGCCGUGCAGGGCGUGUACGACAAGCUGCGCGUGCUGAGCGGAGCCUCCCCGCUGAGCUCUGCGGCGGCCGCAUGCUGGGGUCCGUGGCAGCCCGCGCAGCCGACGCCCACGCAACCACAGGGUCCACUGGCCGCGGCCGUGGCGGCGGCCGCAGCAGCCUCGACCACGCUGCAUGCGGUGCAGCAUAACAAAGCCACCGCAGAGCUGGACCCGGAGUCCCAAGAGAGUGGCGAUGACGAUGCGGCGGCACGUUUGCGACUCAAGCGCAAGCUUCAACGGAACCGAACCUCUUUUUCCAUGGAGCAGAUAGAGGCGCUAGAGAAAGAAUUCGAGCGCACCCACUACCCCGACGUCUUCGCGCGGGAGAGGCUAGCCGCCAAGAUCGACCUGCCCGAGGCACGUAUUCAGGUCUGGUUCUCGAACCGGCGGGCCAAGUGGCGGCGCGAGGAAAAGCUACGCAGCCAGCGACGCGACGGCAAUGGAGGCAGCGGCGGCGGCGCGACCGGUCUCGGCACCGGAUGUAGUCCUCCACGACCGAGUCCCGGCUAUGCAAGCCCGCUCUACCCGUCCCUACACGCGCCGUCCGGGUGCGGAGGGGGCACCGGCGGCGUCGUGCCCGACGUGUACGGCAGCGGCUCGCCGGCCACGGGCUACGCGGCUGCCGCGGCGGCGGCUGCGGCGGCCGCGUCGUGCCUUCAGCAGCAACAACAGCAUCACCAGCAGCAGCAACAGCAACACCAGCAGUCGCACCACGGCUCGGCGACGGUGCCACCACCGCCCACGUCGCCGUACGCGCCUUGCGUGCUGGGCCCGUCGGGAGGCGCGGCGACAGCCGCAAGGUCGCCGUACGACUCGAUCACGGGCCCCUACCCGUCCAGGCCUUCGCAUCUCAACGCUCAGCUGGCCGGAGCCGGAUCCACGGGGCUCAUCUCUCCGGGCGUGUCGGUGCCCGUGCAAGUGCCCGGCCACAACAGCGGCGACCACCUGGCGUCCAGCUACUGGCCUCGGAUCCAGUAGGCGCCGCCUGACUCUGCGGCAGAGGCGAACGGACGCAUGCCCCAGCGGCUGGGAUACUUCUGAUGAUGACCGGGGCGCUACAAAACGCUACACCGGGAUCAUCAUCAUCGUCGUCCUGCAUAAAGAAAGUUCUGAAUUGGAAGCGAAGCACAGUUCGGCACUGCAUUCGUCUCGUGGAGGCGAGGUCAUUUCCUGCUCAUAUCGCGCAAAAAAAAAAAAAAAAAGAAAAGUGCUUUCGCGUGCCUUGUUGCGCCAUGGCUGUGCUUCCGCACAGCUCCAGCACCUGUAACAAAACUAAUGCCGUUCGCACGGUAUAACAGACAUUCGGUUCGAAAUCGAAAUCUUAAAGACGGCUUGUGUUUGCAAUUUGUAUAUCGAAGCACGAGACAAGGAAAUAUUUCAUAAUUCCUAAUAAUUCGUAAGGGGUGGCGCAUUUUUCUGCACUUGAACGUUCGAUCCGUUGUCAUCCAUGUAACGAGAAGACCGUGCAGUCACGUUGUGGAGGUCGGCCAGAUAUGCUGUGCAUGGGCUUCCACGUGAACCGAACCACCAUGCCGACUUCGAGAGAUAAAGUUAAAUAAGGAAUGGCGCUUAUAAGUGAAAAAAGAGGUAAAAGCCGUCCCCUCCCAAUUCAUUUUUUCUCGGUCAUCAACUAAAUCAAAGUAUAGAGCUUCUAAUCGAACCACAACCGCCGUGGCCUAUACACACGUGUGUGAUAUGUCCGCGUUGCGUCCGUCCAACCACAUUUGGGCCCUCGCUUUCGUUCAGCCGCCUCCGCCCCCUUUACCCAUCCUCUCCUCCGUGCGCUGCCGAACUGUGCUCCAACUCGGACGUGAAGUUUGCUUCAAGCCAUCUUUGCACGUUCAACCACCGUCGCCUCAAGAGGACGAACAGUAAAAGCCGCAGAGUCUGGGCGGCUCUCACUGGCAUCCGCCGCCUACGACAUUCCACGGACAGGCAAGACGUCACCAUGAGGACAGUGCAGGGUGUGCUCGUCGCCUGAACCUCCCUUGUGCUGUGAAACUAUAUAUAUUGGACCGACGACGAAGAAACCCACGGAGUGACAAUUGUGCGUGUGCUUUGCGCAGUUUUCGUUUGUGAUCCGUCUGACGAAAGCCGUCGAAUCGAUUUUCUGCUCCGACUCACCGCACAUCGAGACGUCGUACUGGGAUGACGCUUCAGCUGCCGGUUUAAUGACGUGAUCGGUGAACUCGAUGCGGGAUGAGAGAAAGUAAGAAUUGAGAGUUAGGAGAUGCACUUUAUAAACUUUAUUCAGAAGCCCGUGAUUGCGCAAUGAUGGCGAGAGAAUCUUGUAGUCAUAUAAAAAAACAAAACAAAAAAAACACAAGGAUUGAACAGCCUCUUCAUUCCUGGAUUUGUCACAUGUUCGCACGAUAUAAUUGAAUGAAGGACAUUUUUAAAAGGCUAUUUUAAUGGCACUCGAGACAGUCGAAUGUGGAGACUUUCGCGCUCGUAGCAUAUACUUCUUGGCGUCCUGUUUUUGCGGAAACUUUAUUCGUAAAGAUAUACGCAGUUAGGACCAUAUAUAGGUCUUCUGAAAUAUCAUUGAGCGUUUCCUGAUCAUCAAAACACGAAAAAGCAGACCCAGUAAAAAGUAUAGGAUAACUGUCAACAUAUGAAUUCUGAACCUGUGCUCUGACCACUUGUUUAGCAAGCAAUGCCCUUCCAUUCGAAGAAUGAACAAAGAAAUAUACAUAUUGCCGCUAUGGUUGUGAAUAGGUGCAACACAUUUGUAAGCACGUAUAGUCAUUCCUCAUCAGUCGGCAUAGCGGAUCAGGAAUAUGUUCGAACUUAGAAACGAAUUAAGCGGUGAGAAACGAAAAGUCGAGUCCUCAGAAAACAUCAUACGUGAAACAAUAUGACCAUGCAUGCUCCUCAGCUUGUAGUACAUAAAUAAGGAUCUUCUGUUGUGCCAGGACGGGAAAUGUAGCUAUUUAUACAGAAGACAGGUGCAAAGAGACACGCGUUUACCGCAUUUCAUUUCACUUUGUGUUUUUGCGUCUGUUUGCGCCAGCCUUCUAAUAGCAAACAGAGCCUGUGUUUAUAAUGUGGCAUUUCCUUAUGUCAUUUUCCGUUUGCGCUUCUAAAAGCUCAAGCUUGCAAGCAAUCCAAGGUUCUGUUCUUAUAUUUGCCACAGAUGGCCGAAUAGGCAGCUAAGUCGACAGCGCCCAUCUUAAGUCUCGUUCCAAUUCUGACGAAACUGACGAAGGAGGCAGCUUCUAAAUGAUAGAAUCGAAGUAAAAAAUAAAUAAAUGAUAUGCAGACUUCUAUGCUGUCCAAGAUGGCGGCUGCGCAGAGGGCUCGAAAAAUCGAUAGGAAGGUCGCCAGCUCACAGGGAAACAUAUACAUCAUUUCUUACGCGCCAAAUGCAGACGAAUUUCCGUUUCUAAUACGUUCGCACGCUCACGGCGAUAAAGUGUUCUUUUCGUUUGUUUUUUCAUCCAAAUUUCGACGCGAGGUGGCGUCACGUCGCAUAUAGAGACGUCUUCCAGGUGACUCCAGGUGUGCUCCGUCGCUUUGACUUAAAGGGGUCAUGAACCACUUUUCCAUGUAAUAAUGGAGUGACCUCAGUAUCGGGAGUUUAAGGCCACACGAAUCGAUUGCCGCAAAAAUUCCUCGAACCUGCCAAGAGAAAGAGGAGUUACAAUGGUUUGACGCGCGCUUUAAGCGCCUUCUCUCUUCUCUUGUCCCGACGAAAGCGCUGGAAGCUACACAGGGAGGGAUGGCACGGGGGAAAGAAAUUACGUCAUGCUAAUCAUGACCUUGAGCGCGCGUAGUGAAACGCGAUCGCUUUCUCCCAUUGCGAUUCCUGUGCGCGAGUGUGACUCACUGUGUAAUGUUAGCAGACUAUGGAGCGCUGCGCCGGCACGUGACAGCACCUCGUGGCAAGACGCGCAAAUGAUCGAAACGCGGCUCUUUAUUUAUGUUGUCUAUUGGCCAAUAGCACGCUAUCUGCCGUUCGACGUCAAAAAGCAGUCGCCGCCAGCACCGAAGAGAGCGAGCGCAGGCGUCUUUAGGAAACGAGGGCGCCUGAGAAAACGGCAACUUCGCGCUCCGCUUCUAAACUCUUUUUACCUCGCACGACUGCAUGAUUUGGCUGAGAUGUUCAUAGCAAUGCCUGCUAUCCGCAGGACGCGUUUUCUCACCAAGCUCGAUGGGUGGUUCGUGACCCCUUUAAAUCUGUCUUCAAAGCCGUCAAUGUAGACUAUUUACAAUGAUGUCCACUAUCGGGACGUAUCCAAAUCGUUAUCUAAUGGCAGAACAGCAACUAGAAGCAUGAGAACUGCUGACGCAGCGCACAGCCCGAUGUUGUAUACAGUGUCAGUCGACGAGUCAGAGGGUGAAAAAGAGUCAAACCGCAUGAUUUUUUUUUCAGAGCCGCGUAUACCUCAAGCAGUGAAUCGGAGGUGUGCAAAGACGUUCGAACAAGAGACUCUUGAACGUUUCUUUGUGCGCGUAUUUGUGUGUGCGCGCUGAUUGUGUGUUUUGAGUGAGCGGAAGAGACUGGUGAAGCAAGUUCCCCCGUGCUGCAGCAACGUGAUGCACUUUCUGGCGCGAACGCUCUAGUGCCUCGCAGUUUAAUAAAUAAACGCAUUUCAUCGUCACA
This is a messenger RNA of Rhipicephalus sanguineus (brown dog tick), 5217 nucleotides long. RefSeq names its product paired box protein Pax-6-like. The transcript is spliced from 8 exons. Gene Ontology annotation, biological process: regulation of transcription by RNA polymerase II; anatomical structure development. Gene Ontology annotation, molecular function: RNA polymerase II cis-regulatory region sequence-specific DNA binding; DNA-binding transcription factor activity, RNA polymerase II-specific. The coding region runs from base 138 to 1589 and encodes 483 amino acids. The record is from RefSeq and is a predicted model, not a curated record. Lineage: Eukaryota; Metazoa; Arthropoda; Arachnida; Ixodida; Ixodidae.